This is a messenger RNA of Spea bombifrons (plains spadefoot toad), 1676 nucleotides long. It is a transcript of the gene BEST4, whose product is annotated as bestrophin 4. Bases 5 to 1609 code for a protein of 534 amino acids. NCBI's taxonomy places the organism in Eukaryota, Metazoa, Chordata, Amphibia, Anura, Pelobatidae. The transcript has 8 exons. Gene Ontology annotation, molecular function: chloride channel activity. The record is from RefSeq and is a predicted model, not a curated record.
CAGGAUGACCGUCUCCUAUACACUGAAAGUGUCCAAUGCCCGAUUUGGGGGCUUCUCCAAGCUGCUCUUCAGGUGGAAAGGAAGUAUCUACAAGUUACUAUACAAGGAAUUCAUCGUCUUUGUUGCUUUGUAUUGUACGCUGAGUUUGACCUACAGGUUAAUGCUGAAUAAACACCAAAAGUGCCAGUUUGAGAAGGUUGCCAAGUACUGUAAUAAAUACACGGAUCUGAUCCCUAUCUCAUUCUUGUUGGGUUUCUACGUCACUCUGAUCAUCAACCGUUGGUGGGCUCAAUACACCAACAUCCCGCUGCCGGACCAGCUGAUGUGUGUGGUAUCAAGUAAUGUGCACGGAGCGGACGAGAGGGGCCGCUUGCUUAGACGUACCCUGAUAAGGUUCGCUAAUCUAUCCUCGGUUCUCAUCCUGAGGUCUGUCAGCACCCGUGUGCUCAAGAGGUUUCCAACCAUGGAGCAUAUUGUGGAAGCAGGGUUUAUGACCCACGAGGAACUCAAAAAAUACGAGAGCCUCGCUUCUGACUAUAACAAAUACUGGAUCCCCUGCGUCUGGUUCACCAACUUGGCAGCCCAGGCUCGUCGGGAUGGAAGAGUCCGAGACGAUGUGGCUCUGAAAUUGCUCAUGGAUGAGCUGAACAAGUAUCGUGCAAAGUGCAGCAUGUUGUUUCACUAUGACUGGAUCAGCGUGCCCCUCGUGUAUACGCAGGUGGUUACAAUUGCCGUUUAUUCAUUUUUUGCCUCUUGCCUCAUUGGACGACAAUUUCUGGACCCCAAUCACAAUUGUAACGCAAAUACCUUGAACCCCAGUCAAAACAGCACCGGGUAUACGCUGGACACCAGUCCAAAAGACCUCAGGCAUACGCUGGAUCCAUAUGUCCCGGUUUUCACUCUGCUUCAGUUCUUUUUUUACUUUGGAUGGCUAAAGGUGGCUGAGCAGAUCAUAAAUCCUUUCGGAGAAGAUGAUGAUGACUUUGAAACCAACCGGCUGAUCGACAGAAAUCUACAAGUCUCUCUACUUUCUGUUGAUGACAUGUAUCAAAAUCUGCCUCCAAUGCUGAGAGACAAGUACUGGGGUGAUCAGAGUGCUGCACCCCCUUAUACCAUAGCCACAGCUGCCGAGACCCUGAAACCAUCCUUCAUGGGUUCUGCCUUCGACAUGCGCAUUUUAGGGGAUUCAGAACAGUGUCAGGUUGCUGUGACCCCCAACACUCCAAGGGCCCGUACCCCCAUGCUCAACAGAUUCCUCUCCUCUGCUCCCUCUCCCGCUAUUGGCAUGAAAAACUUAAUGGGUCGGGGCGUACGAAGCCAUCUUGUGCGUUUCAAAGGAGAUGGUUACGCAUCUCCCAACACAAACUCCCGCCACAGCGAUCAAGACCCAGAGUUUGUUGGCCGCAUCGACGAAGAGGAGACAACAGAAGACGAGAAAGAAAGUCGAGGCAGCGAGCCGCCUACGCCGAGGCCUCUUCUGAAGGUCCCACGACGACUUGAAGCUUCAGAGAAACAGAAGAAAAUGGAGCAGCCCAGACAAUCUCCACUCUUAAUUACCGUGACUGAGCCAUUUAUUGAAGAUUUAGAUGAAGAUCAGGCUGAAUGCUAGACUAACCCAAUCAUUUUCUUAUCCAACCCCUCUUUAUCUACUGCCCACUGUGCCCAUUCAUCCAAGG